CCCGGUAGAGAAAACUGCCUUUGUUAUUUUUUUCUUGUUUUCGCUUUAUUUGUAUAAAUGUAUUUUCAGUCUUUUAUUUUGAAAAGCAACAUUUAUUUUGAAAAAAGGAAGUGUGAUCCUCCAGCAAACUUUAUUUUUCCUGUUGCCGGAUCACAAGGGAUAAAUGCCUUUUUCAUUGGUUGAAGGUGGUUUUAGUCCCGUCUUCCAAAACACCAGACCAUCAUUUCACAUGAGCUAGGUCUUUUCGCACGUGGAAGUAGAUGAGACAGGCCACGGAUAGCUCGUGCAGAAUUUUCUAACAUUUUGGCUAGGUUUUUUUUCCCUUGUUCGUGUGGAAGGAACUAAGAUUCUGGAUUACGAUGGAUUCUCUCCGGAUGGAGAUGGCGAGCCUGAGCCCGGACUGAACUUUGCAGAGGAACUUACUCUUCUUCCUCGACGGAGACUCCCAAGUGGUAACACACAAACCACAAACGGAAGAGAAAAAGAACUAGACUAAGAAUUUCUGACUUGACAAAUGACCAAAGACAAAAGGACAAUUGAACAUUGAGCUCAAAUGACUAUUUUUGGGGUUAUUUUUGUUGCCGGCUUAUUCUGAUUAUUGCUAUUGUUAUUAUUACCAUUACUACUGUCAAUGUGGAAUUUGUGUCUUGUUUAUUUCAUUUUUGUGCAAAAUAAUAACCGUUGCUGCUCAAAUUCCUGUCUCCAGCCAUUUCAUUCCGUAUUCGCCUCGCUUUCUAUUGUAGCCCUGCCGAACCUAGCAACUGGUCUGUAGUUUGGCUGUCCUAAACUAUUUAAAAUGAGUCAGUGGUUACAGUAAGUCUUGGCGAGCCAGCCAGGAGCCUUUUUCUCAUGUGAUUACAAGUAUAUAACGCACCCAAAAUGGAGCGUCUUGUUGAGCGUGAAUCUGUUAAAGUCCCAAAUUCGGUGAUAGUGAGCGAAAUAGCUGGAGAUGAGCAGAUUGAUGAGGUGACUGAAUUCCUAAAACAGUAUGGGUCAAUCUCAAGAGUUUUAAAGGUAGAUGAUAGUAAAUCUGAGUUUUUCCCGAGUGUUGUUGUUGAGUACAAUUCAGGUACUGCUGUUGAUGCUCUUGAGCCGUUACCUUACAACCACAUAUCCGAUAGUGGAGUUAACUAUAGAAUACAAUCUCUUGCAAGCGUAUACACGCGAUGUGUGGGGAAUGAUACAACCAAGUCAUAUCUCACUGAGUUAAAAAACCUAGCCAAAAUGAGCGGCCGAGGGUUUGCAGAUGUUCUGAAGGACAUGAUGUCACAGAUUGCUGAAUCAAUCAAAGAGCCUGAACGUGAUCAAUCAGAGCAAAUUGACUUACCUGAAUCUCCCUUGGCUGAGUUUCAGCCUUCAGCUGUUGAACCCAGUGUUGAUGGUGCACAACAAUCGAACCACUCAAACCACACUGCAAGAAACCCAGCUCAUAGUGCACCCACCAUACCUGCACCUGAUUUAAACCCUCCUGAGGUGCAGCGUGUAGUAGUUGAGCACAUUGUGAGAAGAGAUGAUCAUUCAGUGCAACAUUUUUCUCAAAAACUCAGAGCUUUUUCUGGCAAGGAUCCCCGGCCAACCUAUGAGCCAGAUUAUGAUACUUGGCGUUCCAGUGCUGAACUAAUCAUGAGUGACACUUCCCUGUCGCAACUGCAACAAUCGCGAAAGAUUCUUGAGUCUCUCUUACCCCCGGCAGCUGACGUAGUUAAGCAUUUGAACCCCGACAGCUCACCUGCAGACUACCUUCAGAUGUUGGAUUCUGCCUAUGGGACAGUUCAAGAUGGUGGAGAGCUUUACGCCAAAUUUCUUGACACCUUCCAAAAUCCAGGUGAGAAACCGUCGGCAUACUUACAACGCCUUCAGGUAGCUUUAACUCACACUGUAAAACGUGGUGGUGCUUUAAGCAAUGAUGUUGACAGACUCCUUGUCACGCAGUUCUGUCGUGGUUGCUGGGAUGAUUCCCUUUUAAACGCACUUCAAUUAAAACAAAAACGGACAAAUCCCCCAUCUUUUCCUGAGUUGCUUCUCUUAUUACGCACAGAAGAAGACCAAAAUGCUACCAAAAACAUGCGAAUGAAGCAACAUUUGAACAUCACAAAACAAAAAGCGACAUACCACCUCCAAACAGUCAAAGGCUGCUUAGACGAAAAUGAAAACACAACCACCUUAAGCUCAAUUAAAGAACUCUCAAAGCAAGUUGCAGAACUCCAGGCCCAACUGGUGCGGCUGACUGCGAAACCGAAAACACAGAAUUCCAGAUGUGCCCCCCAUACAAAGUUUAAAGAGAACCGAAAGCCAGACAGAGUGAGCAGGGAGCCCACAGAACGAACAGUUAAAACUCAAAGUACCCCACCCAAACCGUGGUACUGUUUCCAAUGUGGAGAAGAUGGCCACAUCAAGCCAGACUGUGAAAAUGAACCAAACCCAGCUCUAGUUGCUGAAAAGCGCAAACUGUUUAAAGAGAAACAGAGGAAAUGGGAGGUUGAGAACCCUCCAGCCGCUAAGGAACAGUUAAACUGAAAACAGUCUCUAUUGCGGGGCAAAUGGAGACUGCAGCCAGGCGAUCAUGUCCCACUAAGUACAUGCAGCGUGCUAACUGCAAGCAAUCUGUCACUAAGUCACAGAAGUAUAGUCUGCCAAAAGGGUUGGUUGGCUCUAAAUGCACAGCAGUAGUUAGCAUUUCUGGCAUUAAUGUGAAUUGUCUCCUGGACUCAGGGUCACAAGUGACCACAGUCACUGAGUCGUUCUACAAACAGAACUUUCCAGAUCAAAACCUUAACCCACUCUAUGAUCUUUUAGAAGUGGAGGGUGCUGCAGGUCAGCCCGUCCCCUAUUUGGGUUAUAUAGAGACAUGCAUUACUUUUUCAAAAGACUUCUUAGAUGCAGAGAUUGACAUACCAACCUUAGCUCUUGUUGUUCCAGACACUCAUCCAAACAGUCAGACCCCAGUGUUAGUGGGAACAAACACGCUUGAUGUCCUUU
Molecule: messenger RNA, 2979 nt
Organism: Oreochromis niloticus (Nile tilapia)
Lineage: Eukaryota; Metazoa; Chordata; Actinopteri; Cichliformes; Cichlidae
Product: zinc finger CCHC domain-containing protein 12
Exons: 2
Coding region: 880-2517 (545 amino acids)
Molecular function (GO): nucleic acid binding; zinc ion binding
Source: RefSeq, a predicted model, not a curated record